UUUUAUUUUCUAUUUUUAUCCAAAAAUUCUAUCUUUCUCUGUUUCUCUUUCACGUGAUUGAAUGUAUUCUUUUGUUUUGUUAUGUGGUAGACAUUGCUUAAAUCUUUGGAACUCUUUUUUGCUUUAUAAAUAUCUGCUCACAUUACUCUCUUCUUCCAACUCAUACUGUUUUUUUUAGUCUUUGAUUUCAUUCUCUUCUUCGAUUCUGUUUUUGGGAUCUUUUGGGUUUCGGGUUUUGAACGAUCUCUCUCUCUUUUGAUAAGACUUUUUGCUUUUCAUUUUUUAAGACAAAAAAGAGAAUGGAUACGAUGAAGAAGUCUGGUCUCAUCAUAAAAAUUGCUCUUUUAUACACAAGCUUUGUUCUUGUUUGUGUUGCGAAAGAGUGUACGAACACUCCUACGCAGCUCGCUUCGCAUACUUUCCGUUACGACCUUCUCCAAUCAAAGAACGAAACUUUGAAGACAGAGUUGUUCUCUCAUUACCAUUUAACACCAACUGAUGACGCUGCUUGGUCUAGUUUGUUGCCUAGGAAGAUGUUGAGAGAAGAGGAAGACGAGUUUGGUUGGACUAUGUUGUAUAGGAAGUUCAAGGACUCUAAUUCAUCUGGUAACUUCCUCAAGGAUGUCUCUUUGCACGAUGUUAGGCUGGACCCGGAAUCCUUUCAUUGGAGGGCUCAGCAGACUAACCUUGAGUAUCUAUUGAUGUUGGAUGUUGAUGGUUUGGCCUGGAGCUUCCGUAAAGAAGCUGGUCUUGAUGCUCCAGGAAAUUACUAUGGAGGAUGGGAGAGACCAGACAGUGAACUCCGUGGCCAUUUUGUCGGUCAUUAUUUGAGUGCAACAGCUUAUAUGUGGGCUAGUACUCAUAAUGAUACUCUCAAGGCCAAAAUGUCAGCUCUCGUCUCAGCUCUAUCCGAAUGUCAGCAGAAAGUUGGCACAGGAUAUCUCUCUGCUUUCCCUUCCAGUUUUUUCGACCGGUUUGAAGCUAUAAAACCUGUUUGGGCUCCUUACUACACCAUUCACAAGAUAUUAGCUGGUCUGGUGGAUCAAUACAAGUUGGCUGGGAACAGUCAAGCUUUAAAAAUGGCAACAGGGAUGGCUGAUUACUUUUAUGUCCGGGUUCGUAAUGUGAUAAGGAACUACAGCGUGGAACGACAUUGGCUAUCACUAAACGAAGAGACUGGUGGCAUGAAUGAUGUUCUCUAUCAGCUAUACAGCAUCACUGGAGAUUCCAAGUACUUGCUGCUCGCACAUCUCUUUGAUAAGCCUUGCUUUCUCGGAGUCCUUGCAAUUCAGGCCGAUGAUAUUAGUGGAUUCCACUCUAACACACAUAUUCCCAUCGUCAUUGGAUCCCAACAACGGUAUGAAAUCACUGGUGAUCCACUCCAUAAGGAAAUCUCCAUGUUCUUUAUGGACAUUGUUAAUGCUUCUCACAGCUAUGCAACUGGAGGAACAUCAGUCACUGAGUUCUGGCAAGAUCCAAAGAGAAUGGCGACUACACUGCAAAAUGAAAACGAAGAAUCAUGUACCACUUAUAACAUGCUCAAGGUCUCUAGGAAUCUGUUCCGAUGGACAAAAGAGGUUAGCUAUGCCGACUAUUACGAGCGCGCUUUGACCAACGGUGUGCUCGGAAUUCAAAGAGGAACCCAGCCUGGACUGAUGAUCUACAUGCUCCCAUUGGGUAAAGGUGUUUCUAAGGCUGUAACUUAUCACGGUUGGGGAACGCCGUAUGAUGCCUUCUGGUGUUGCUAUGGCACUGGGAUUGAAUCUUUCUCAAAACUGGGAGAUUCCAUUUAUUUUCAAGAAGAUGGUGAAUCUCCAGCUCUUUAUGUCACACAAUAUAUAUCAAGCUUACUUGAUUGGAAAUCUUCUGGUCUUUUGCUAUCUCAGAAAGUUAAACCCGUUGUGUCAUGGGAUCCGUACAUGCGUGUGACAUUCUCUUUCUCUUCUUCCAAAGGGGGAAUGGGAAAAGAGACAACUUUGAAUCUAAGGAUUCCUGUUUGGACAAACUCUGUAGGUGCCAAAGUAUCUUUGAAUGGCCAAUCCUUGAAAGUACCAGCUUCAGGUAAUUUCUUAUCAAUCAAACAGAACUGGAAAUCCGGCGAUCAAUUGACGAUGGAGCUACCGUUGAGUAUCAGAACUGAAGCUAUUAAAGAUGACCGGCAGGAGUACUCGUCUCUUCAUGCCAUACUCUAUGGCCCCUACCUGUUAGCUGGGCACACGAGCAGGGACUGGAGCAUCACAACUCAGGGUAAAGCUGGAAAAUGGAUCAACCCUAUACCUGAAACUCAUAACAGUCACCUUGUCACAUUCUCACAACAAUCUGGGAACAUAUCUUACGUGUUGUCAAAUAGCAACCAAACCAUCACAAUGACAGUAUCACCCGAGUCAGGAACACAAGACGCAGUUGCGGCGACAUUCAGGCUCAUGACUGAUGAUUCUAAACCACGGAUUUCAGGUCCAGAGGAACUAAUUGGAAGCCUGGUCAUGAUAGAACCGUUUGAUUUCCCUGGCAUGGUUGUAACACAAGCAACUGAUAGCUCUCUCACGGUUAAAGAUUCUUCUGCUACUGCCAAAGAAGCUUCUUACUUUCGGUUAAUACCUGGAAUUGACGGGAAGCCAGGAAGCGUGUCGUUAAGACUAGAGAGCAAAAAGGGUUGUUAUGUGUACAGCGAUCAGACCGUAAAGCCGGGAAUGAAACUGAGGCUUGUAUGUGAUUCGGAUGUGACUGAUGAGAAGUUUAAAGAGGCAGCAAGCUUUAGUAUAAAGACAGGGACGCAUCAAUACAACCCAAUGAGUUUCGUGAUGAGCGGAACACAGAGGAACUUUGUGUUAUCCCCACUAUUCAGCUUAAGAGACGAAUUAUACAAUGUGUACUUCAGUGUGCAAACUUAAAAGAAAGAAAACAGUUAAAAACUCCAUUAGUACAAUGGGAGAAAAAUAAGAAAAAGAAAAAAAAAGGUCUCCUGGAAAUGUAUUUAGAUGCUUAGCCUCUUUAGGUGGUUUGUGACAUUGUAUUUGCAGUUUCAUCUUAAAAAAAUAUUUGUUGCAGUUACAAUAAAUAUAUAGACAACAGUGUUUUUAUAAAUUGUA
Molecule: messenger RNA, 3089 nt
Organism: Capsella rubella
Lineage: Eukaryota; Viridiplantae; Streptophyta; Magnoliopsida; Brassicales; Brassicaceae
Exons: 12
Coding region: 300-2891 (863 amino acids)
Biological process (GO): L-arabinose metabolic process
Molecular function (GO): alpha-L-arabinofuranosidase activity
Source: RefSeq, a predicted model, not a curated record